Molecule: messenger RNA, 4370 nt
Organism: Phyllostomus discolor (pale spear-nosed bat)
Lineage: Eukaryota; Metazoa; Chordata; Mammalia; Chiroptera; Phyllostomidae
Gene: LRATD1
Product: LRAT domain containing 1
Exons: 2
Coding region: 348-1238 (296 amino acids)
Source: RefSeq, a predicted model, not a curated record
CAGCCGUUGGAAACCAGAAUCCAGCCGGGACUGUGCAGGUAGACCGGGCUCCCCAGCCAGCCUGGACGCCGACGCACCGGCACCUCACCUCGCCGAGCGCCGCGCCGCACCAUUCUCCGCGGGCAGAGCGGAGCCGCAGCCCCUCACGGCGCCCAGGACCCACUUGCCACCACUGCCUCCGCAGCACCCAUGGGGACCAGCGGACUUUAAAGGAGUUUGGGGUUUCGGGAGCAGGGAAAUCACUGGUACGGAAAGGCGGCUUUCUUUGCCUUGGAGACGUUUUUUCUUCGACUGUUUGGACCUUGUGCCUGAUCCCCGCUCCUGGCCCUUGCCUCGCCGCGUCAUUGAUGGGCAACCAACUGGACCGCAUCACCCACCUCAACUACAGCGAGCUGCCCACCGGGGACCCGUCUGGGAUCGAGAAGGACGAGCUGCGGGUCGGGGUCGCCUACUUCUUCUCGGAUGAGGAGGAGGACCUGGACGAACGCGGCCAGCCCGACAAGUUUGGCGUGAAGGCCUCCCCGGGCUGCACGCCCUGCCCAGAGAGCCCCAGCCGCCACCACCACCACCACCACCACCUGCUGCACCAGCUGGUCCUUAACGAAAUCCAGUUCUCCGCCUUUCGGGGCCAGGAAUGCAUCUUUUCCAAAGUGAGCGGUGGCCCUCAGGGCGCCGACCUGAGCGUCUGCGCGGUCACCUCUCUGCCGGCGCUCUGCGAGCCGGGCGACCUGCUGGAGCUGCUGUGGCUGCAGCCGGAGGAGCCGGAGCCGCCGGCGCCCGCCCCGCACUGGGCCGUCUACGUGGGCGGCGGGCAGAUCAUCCACCUGCACCAGGGCGAGAUCCGUCAGGACAGCCUGUACGAGGCGGGCGCGGCCAACGUGGGCCGCGUGGUGAAUAGCUGGUACCGCUACCGCCCGCUGGUGGCCGAGCUGGUGGUGCAGAACGCCUGCGGCCACCUGGGCCUCAAGAGCGAGGAGAUCUGCUGGACGAACUCGGAGAGCUUCGCCGCCUGGUGCCGCUUUGGCAAGCGGGAGUUCAAGGCGGGAGGGGAGGUGCCGGCUGGGACGCAGCCUCCGCAGCAGCAGUACUAUCUCAAGGUGCACCUGGGAGACAACAAGGUGCACACGGCCAGGUUUCACAGCCUGGAAGACCUCAUCCGCGAGAAGCGCCGCAUUGACGCCAGUGGCCGCCUGAGAGUGCUCCAGGAGCUCGCUGACCUGGUGGACGACAAGGAGUAGCGUGGGGGCGCCACCUGCCCCUCCUGUCUCCCCGAGUGCCCCACUCCCUUCCCAGCACCGGCGUCCCCCGCUGACAAUUCACUACCCUAGUCCCCUCGCCAGCGUCCGCCGCAGCGGGGGGCCAGUGCCCAGCUGCACCCCAGCACCCCUCCAGCAAGUGGCAGGAAGUCUCAGGAACUGGGCUCGGGGCUGGGACUGAAAGGGCAGCUGUUUGCGCGCCGGGCUGAGACCCCCAGGGGGCGGUAAUCCUGUGGGGACACCCGGCGAGUUAUUGGAGGGAAAGGAGGAUGGGCUGAAGGGAGCAGGGGCUCGGCUCUCCGCGUGAGUCCCUGCCCCGCGACUAACGCCCCGCACCAGAAAGGCACCAUCACCAACCCCGAGCGCGCACACAGAGACGGGUCUGAGGUGAGAAUGGAUAUCUUCAGGGCACAGUUCGGCCCCUGUGUGGAUCUGUCCCCAGACUGCAGGAUUUCCAAGAAAUCGAGCCUGACCCUUAGGCACUUGUGACUCAUCCCACAAGCGAGCACCUUGGCCCUCCGGGUGAUCCCAAGGCUGCCCACGGCUGCUCCAGCUCUGCAGCCCCGGGUCCCCCGACGCUGUAUCCCAGGCUCUAGGCUAAGCUAGAUAGUGUCCGCUUCCCCUUCUUUCCAGCGAGGGGAGAACGCCACCCUCUACCUCCUGGGCCCAAGGGAAGCCUCCCCCUCCAGGAGGAAAAUGGCACAGCUAAUUGGGUGAGGAGCCGGGGGGGCCUGCCCCCCUCGCCUUGGAGAGGGUCGCCCUGGUCUCUGGAAACCUGAAUUUGUGGAGAAGGGCACUUGUUGUUCUUAACCCUAAUUGCUCCCUCCUUGGGCUGCAUUUCAAAAAAAUAAUCACAUUUCUAAAGGGGCUGGAGGAGAGGGAGGGGGAAGCUAUGGCAACAUUCCAGAAACCAGCACUAGUAUAGAACCAUAGCCAGUAUAUUUAGUUUGGCUUUUCCUAACAUAGAAAUCUUUGAAGGUGGGGAAGUGGAAAUAAAGUUUUAAAAACGGGGGGGCCAGUUCCCCAGCUAUGUCAACAAGGCCUAUCAUGUUGAUGUUUUUAUUGACCAGUUUAGCAACAUGCUAAUAAAAUUUCAAAUUGAAAUUUUUAUUUUCAUGGCUUUAAUCCAUGAUCGUUUAAAUACUGGGGGCCAUUCAGGGUGGACUUAGCUACCAGCUUAGCUAACAUUGCCUUUUCGCUCUAUUUUUCCCCCCCUCAGAUAUCUUUGAGAAUUCUGUUUGUGGAUACUGUAGUUAAUCUGUCUGGCUUUGAACGGCAGCCCCAGUCAUGGUGGCGUUGUUACUGGGUGGUGUAUUGUACUGAGUUGCUGUCAGGGAAGGGGUUUACUGCUGUGGUAGAAGUUGCUAGCAGGUUCCAUGGUGUUUCUCUUUCUCUGUGUUGUAAACCAUUACCAUCCCACAUUUCCAUUUCACAUUUUCUUCUUCUCCCCUCGAGCUUCUUGCAAACUGAAGCUGGAUUCGAUGGCUUUUCCCCCUUCUCUGUGGCCAGUCCCCCAGUUCAUUCCUGAACACCAGAAAGGACUCGUAAGAUCAGAGCAGGCGUGUGUGUUUAAAAAAAAAUUAAGGGUGUUUGAGACCCCUUGCUGGGGUAGGGAUUUACCAGCUUCUCUCCCUGGGCUGCGGCCCCAGCGUGACCGUGAACUCUGUGUGUGUCAGGCAUCAAGAGCAUCGACGCCCCUUUCCAGGGAAUUUGUCAAAUGAUGGUGUUUAGCUAAUCACUGCAAGCAAUUGCCGAUCGACAGCUGUGAUUUAGUUGGGCAGCAAAUAUUAUGGCCAAAGCCUGUCUCUUGGCAUUUCAAAACUAAUGCAAUAAAAACUAGUCGAGGUUAGCUGAGACUGGAAAUGCCUUUUUUCCACGGUAAAUGAUUCAUUUCUGUUUUGUGUUUUGGUUUUCAUCCUGGAUUCAUUCCCUGGUCUUGAAUCAAAAGGUCAGAUCAAUGGAAUAUGAAGUAGAGUAUUUUUCUUAAGCCUAUUGAGUGAUUUAUUUUUUAAAAAAAUGUUGAAAUGCAUAAUGCUUUUCUUUCAGCACAUAAAAAUGGCAAAACUUUUGUAAUAACUAACUCGCCUUUGCAUGUAUGGAGAACGGAAGGUCCUAGACCUCCCUCGCUCACUUCUCUUUCGAAUCGCAGAUGGCAGGCCACCAGCCGUGCUCCCUAAUUGUGUCUGCGCACCCCACGUUCUCCCCUGUGCCCUCCUACUGUACCCUGGCUCUCUGCUGUAUUAAACGCCAUCCUAAGCAAUCGCUCCCACAGGACUCCUCCUUGACAUUCUGUCUUCCACCUGUCACUCAGAGGACGGGACUCCAGCGAACGAAAUGAGUCUGUCUCUAUCACACCUAGCCCGACGAUUUAUUUCCUCCAGUGGCACGUAAUCUGAUUUGUCGCCUAUGAACAGGGUCACGAUAACAGAGGCAUGGCUUAUCAGCUUUGCACUCGCCCGCCCAGACGAGACUGGCAAUAAAAAUGAGUUUGGCGGCCAGAGGAGCAUCCGUUACUAGAUCGUGCUGUUGAGAACUGGGCUGAUGAUGAUAACUUCUACAAAGUCACAACCGUAAAUGCUGCUUACAAAGGGCGCUUGAAGGUGUUGUGAGGUUUCUCAUGCUGCUACUGAAAUAAUCAUUGAUUGUCUGCCGGUCAAUGCUAAUAACAGCCAGUGGCAGACUAAUUCUAAUCAUUAUCAAAAUAUCAUCUAAUAACUUGAUCCUGAAAAGUGUGUAUAUUUUAGGGUGUUGUUCCCAAUGUGAGUGAAACCAAGAAGGUUGAGUUUCCUUUGAAGAGAGCAGGGGCACACUUGAUUUCCAUAAGGAGUGAACAGCAUGACUCUGUGUUUUUCCAGGGUCGCAGACAUUGAGCCUAAAGCCGCCUCGCUGAGUAGAAGUCAGGAGUUUAGUUUGGUUGGAGUUGUCCUCAAAAAAAAAGAGGUUCCUGGUAACUUGGACGAUGCACUGAGUGUGGCCGAGCUGCCGCCCCCUCUCCAGGAGAGGCAAAAACUGUCCCGACACCUCCAUCCUCUCUCUCCACUUCCAGAGCAUAAACUACUAAAGAAUAUAUAAAUAUUUUGCUCCAAGGAGUGCUUGGCCAUAUAUUUUGUUAUU